AUGCCGCAUAACAAACUGAAUCAUCUUCCCAUCGAAGCUCUCAUCAACAUUGCAUCACUCAUCGACAAACCUCCAGAGCCAGAUCUGUCCUCGUUCGCCCUUGCCGGAAAAUCCUGCAACGCCGCCGCCGCCUACUUUCUCUUUCAAGAAAUACACAUCCGACUGACGACGCCCAAGAAGCUGCGUCAAGACGUCGCGAGAUGGCUCACCGUUCUCCGCCGCAACUCGUACGAGAGACACGUCCGCCUCCUCGACGUCAAAUUUGACUUCGCCACGAAGAGCCCCCCGGGCCCCUGGGAAUUCAUGCACAUGUACACCAGAGAAACUCAUUGGCAGUUCGACCGUAGGGUUGAGUACGAGGUCCGCCUCCAGUUUGGGGCUCCCGGGGCGUGGGAUCCCCUAGUGGAACUGCUGUGCGCUCUGCCCGGCCUGCGACAGCUGGCCGUCGACCACGACACCAGCUUCUCUCGCCAACUCAUCGAAACACUCGGCAGCCAUCACUCGGAGUGCCGGUUGGAUCUCAGGCGGUUUAACAUGCUGCCCCUAUACGUGGCGAUGGGGAAUCGGGCACCCAUCGACCGGCACGACGUCGCUCUGCUUCUGGUGGCGCAGUUGCACGAAAUCGGUAUCGACGAGUAUAGCCGUGACAGCGGCAGCAGGAGAGUCCCUAAGCCUCUGCACGUCAACGAGAUUGCUUUGCGCGAGCUUCUCCUCGCCGGGCUCGUACCGAAUCUUAAAGCGGUUCACAUAGGUCCCAACGUUCUCUUAGACAAGCUGCUAAAUCACUACCAGUCCGUCGUUUCCGACGCGCCCCGUUUCAGAGAGCUAUUGUCCCAAGAACUCGGGAGGCACUCAUCGCGCCCUCAAGGGCGCGCGACGGGCGUGAUAAAUACAGGAAUCGGCUCUCUGAAUUCACUGACGCUUUACACCCCAGGGGUUCGCAGAUUGGAUGACUGGUUGGAAGCUACAGACCCAACGCGGCUACGUCGGCUGGAAUUGUUCAUAGAUAUGGACGAAUACAAUAUUCUGGACAAGGGCAGGUAUUCGCUUUUGAGUUUCACCGAGCUCGAGUUGCACCUCAACCCCCUCGUCUCUCUUCAAGAGCCAGAGUACUGGAAAAAGCAGUUUCCGAAACUCCCGCCGCUGACGUAUCUGUCGCUCGUGGGCAUCAUUACUCCCAUCUCAUUCAAGGCCGCCGUGGACAGUCUUGGCAGCUCACUGAGAAGGCUCAAGCUGAAGCCGAGUAUUCGCACGCGCGGGGAUCUCUCACGCCCUGUCCAUUUGAAGGCCGACCAAUGGUGGAACAGGGAGCUGCUGACUCUCCUACCUGAAGGGUGUCCACUGCUUGAGGAACUGGUAGUCGAGAACUCUGAUCUAGGCGAUGGUGCGGACUGGAGCAUCUGCGAGUCCUUGGGUCAGAAUAAGAAUCUGAGGACGUUAUCCGUGAAGCUGGGCAGUUCGACCGAGGACAAGGCCCUAGCUACAGCCGCCUGGCAUGUAAUACGGCGACAAGGGUGCCAGCUGGAACGCUUGCUGGUCAACGGCUGCAUUGAGGUCCGGAGGGCGGGUUUCGGGGAUUACGAGGCUGUGACGGUGCGACUGAGGCGGGGCGGGAAGAUACGGGAGCCGCAAGGGGGCAAAGACAUCCUGAAAGUUCUGUAUGAUGGGGGGCCGGUAGUUCCUUGCGACCCCGAGUAUCGUCCUCUGAACUGCUCGGCGUGGAACUGCCCGUUCAGGCAUAGUAACAGAGAGGGCUGCAGCCAGUGGGGUCAUAUCGGAGAGACGGAGAUGCGGAUGAUAGAGGCUGCUGCGCAGCAGGCUUUUUUGGGGGACCGUGGUCUUGUCUCUCAGGGAUACGAUAUAGCCUAA
Molecule: messenger RNA, 1869 nt
Organism: Colletotrichum karsti
Lineage: Eukaryota; Fungi; Ascomycota; Sordariomycetes; Glomerellales; Glomerellaceae
Exons: 1
Coding region: 1-1869 (622 amino acids)
Source: RefSeq, a predicted model, not a curated record